Molecule: messenger RNA, 2618 nt
Organism: Prunus avium (sweet cherry)
Lineage: Eukaryota; Viridiplantae; Streptophyta; Magnoliopsida; Rosales; Rosaceae
Source: RefSeq, a predicted model, not a curated record
AUGGAUAAAGUAUCUUCUUUUGGCAAUUAUAAAAUCAUGCAGAACAUGGUUCAUUACUAGCACAUAUAUACGAAAACAAAACGUCAGUUUCAAUUGUCACUCAAUAUAGAUCAGAAUAUGGCUUCUUCUGUCACAGAUGACGAGAUCACGCAUAUGGAUACUGAGAAGAUCAAGAAAUACUUGUUCCAAAUUGCCAUGAAAAGCGAAUGGAAAAAAGUUGUUAGAACCUAUAGGCUGAACGAGAAGGCUCACAAGGCAAAAAUCACCAGGACGGGUGACACAGCAUUGCACAUAGCAGUGUCCGACAGGCAAGAAAAUCAUGUUGAAGAACUGGUAGGACUAAUUUCCAAUAAAAAUCUCGAUAUGCAAAACGAGCGAGGGAACACCCCUCUCCACUUAGCAGCAUCAAUGGGGAAUGUGAGGAUGUGUGAAUGCAUUGCCAACCGCCAUCUGUUGCUGGUUGAUGCUUUUAAUGACGACAACGAGACUCCUCUCUUCUUGGCUGCUCUCCAUGGUAAAAAAGAUGCCUUCUUAUGCCUCCACAACAUCUACAUCAACAGCCUGGAAGAUGAGCAGAAACGCUACAACUAUUGUAGAAGGAAGGACGGCGACACUAUCUUGCAUUGUGCAAUUUCUGGGGACUACUUUGAUCUGGCAUUUCAGAUAAUUAACCUUUAUGAAGAUCUUGCUAAUUAUGUGAAUGGGCAAGGGGUUUCCCCUCUCCAUCUUCUGGCCGCUAAGCCUUCUGCCUUCAAAAGUGGUAGCCACCUCAGCCCAACCGACAGAAUCAUAUACCACUGUAUAUACGUCGAUUUGCUCACGGUGGAGCGACGGGAUAGCUUUAGUCAGGGGAUAAUUAAGACAUUCAAAGAGGAAAAGGAUCCAAAAUAUCCAGAAAACUACCAGACAUGCAAGAACUUCGUUUGGUUGUUCUGGAAUUUGAUUCGCUUUGUUAGCCCGAGCUGUCAGAAAGCAGAUCCUGAGACGCCUGUUGAACCCAAGAGUGUUGAACCCAAGAGUCCAAGGCACCAAUCAUUUGAUUCACUUCCUGCUAAUUACCGCAUCUGCUUUGAGUAUGUCAAGCUUUUAUCAAAGGCAAUGCUGAUUGUUCUUGGACUAGGGUCUACGCAGAUAAGAAAGAUAAGGGAAAAGAAAGAAAAGCACAAAUGGUCAGUUCAGAUCAUGAAUGAACUGCUAACACGUACUUCCAUGUAUGAGUACGAAUACAGCGGUAUGAAUCCGGAUCCCCGCAAAGACAAAGAAGAGACACUGCCAUAUGAAAUUGUCGGUGACGUCAUCAUGGGACCCGAAAACAUUGAACUUCCAAAAGAUGAUGAUAAAAAGGAGACAAAAACUGAUAAACAAAAUAUGGGAGAAGGGUCAUUAGGAGAAGCGACGGAGAAGAAGACUGAGUUAUUGGCAAAGAAGGAGACACCGAUAUUGAUUGCGGCGAAAAGUGGUGUGACUGAAAUGGUGCAGAAGAUCCUGGAACUUUUUCCGGUGGCCAUCCACGACACGAACACAGAGAAAAAGAAUGUAGUGCUGUUGGCCGUGGAGAACAGGCAGCCCCAUGUGUACCAGCUCUUGCUAAAGAGGAAUGUUUUGAAAGACAGUGUGUUCGGUAAAGUGGAUGACCAAGGAAACAGUGCUUUGCAUCUCGCAGCAAAGCUAGAGGAGCAUAAGCCUUGGCUCAUUCCUGGAGCUGCGCUGCAAAUGCAAUGGGAAAUCAAAUGGUAUGAGUACGUGAAAAACUCCAUGCCACUGCACUUCUUUGCCCGCCACAAUAGAAAAGGCCAGACGGCAAGGGAUCUCUUCACCGAAUCCCACAAAAAUAUCGUGAAAGACGGAGGGCAGUGGCUCACCAACACUUCCGAGUCCUGCUCCGUCGUCGCCGCCCUCAUCGCCACCGUAGCCUUCGCUACCGCAACCACCGUCCCCGGAGGCAUCAAAGAGGACAGCGGCAAACCGACCCUCGAAAACCAGCCAGCUUUCGACAUGUUCGCCAUUGCAUCACUGGUGGCCCUCUGCUUCUCCGUCACGGCCAUGGUAAUGUUCCUGUCCAUUCUGACGUCACGGUAUCAAGAGAAGGACUUCGGCAAAGGCCUGCCCAGGAAGCUCCUGGUUGGGCUGACGUCGCUGUUCGUGUCCAUAGCUUCCAUGCUGGUUUCUUUCUGCGCGGGGCAUUUCUUCGUGCUUAAAGAUAAGCUGAAAUACGCUGUGUUUCCGGUUUAUGCCCUCACCUGCUUGCCUGUGACGUUUUUUGCGAUGGUGCAGUUUCCGCUCUACGUUGAUCUCAUUUGGGCUACCUUUAAGAAGGUACCGCGGAGGAGUUACAAGGUUGCUUCGCUUUAGCUUCCAACUUCAAUUUUAUGGCAUUUGUUUUGUGCUACACACAUAUUAUAUUAUGUAUGUUUUUUUAAAAUUAAAAAAAUGCAAUCUUUUCUAUGUAAGAGAUUGAACAAAUUAAGAUUUAUGGCAUUUACAAGCUAUGUUGCACCGAUACGCCCUCAAAGGGGUAUGCGAGUACCGGAUACAUUUUCAAUACGAUACACGUCAGAUAUGUAUCCGUACUCGUACCCAUACAACAUAGGUUACGAGGUUACAACUUCAAGUAUUUU